Paramuricea clavata is the source of this 1485-nucleotide messenger RNA. NCBI's taxonomy places the organism in Eukaryota, Metazoa, Cnidaria, Anthozoa, Malacalcyonacea, Plexauridae. The record is from the annotation of a GenBank genome assembly.
UAUAAACAGGCAAAGAAUUGCAAGUACUCAAAGGACAUACAACUGCAGUGUGGUGUUUGGCUCUGUCACACAGUCAAAGACAUCUUGCGUCAGGGUCAGCUGACAAUACUGCAAGAAUCUGGAACAUGGAUACUUUUGAGCAGCUAAAAGUUUUACAAGUAGAAGGUGGUGCUGUGCUUGCAUUGGAUUUCAGUACAGAUGAUCAGCGACUGUUUACUGGGUCGCGUGAUGGUAAGCAUCUAAAGCCCAGGUCAAACAAGGAUGAAAGUUGAUAAGAGUUGGCAAGCGAGAGUGUACAUGUGAGUUUUCUCAACUCGAGUUAAUGAGAGUUAGCUGUAAAAUGCAAGUGACAGUUGCAACUCUUAUCAACUCUCAUCCAGGUAUGUUUGACCGGGGCUUAAGUGUUUCGUACCUGGGCUCGCAACGUUUUAAACAAGUCUUUUAAGCCCGUUCACAAUUAAUUCCUGAAAAUGUCAGAUACGUAGUCUUCUGCGCAUUUUAUUCAGCACGACCUGCACGCAGUCCUUGGUAGUCUUUAGACAAGCACGAUUAUAAUCUGCCACUUUAGAUUCGUUGUUUGCUUUGUACAUAAAGUUUUUCUAUGACUGAUUGAGUUAUACCGCACAUAUUUGCAAGUUACCCUCUGUGACUGUGCGGAACAGAUCUUACACAACCCCUAGCUACCUCUUCUAUAAGUGCCACUAACCCUAUAAAUAUAAGUUUUGGUAUAUCUAACAUUUUAGUCAUUUUUAAAGAAAUGCAAUAUGGCUUGUCGGGAAAAACUCAUCUUUAUUGACAUUUUUGCUAUGAUGAAUUGCAAAUUAGUUCGCCUUUGUUUUUUGCUUCUAAAAUUCAUCUAGUGACACCAUAUCCGGCAAUUUCGACGGUGAAAAAAUUUAUCAAGAUGAAACUUUUCACGCAAAGAUGUAUUAUAUUUCUUCUCGGAAUGACCCAAAUAUCACACAUACCAAAAGUCGCAUUUGAGGUUAGACAUAAUUAAUGAACGAUCUCAGACGACAACCUGACUAAUUCUUAUCAUUUGUACCAGGCAAUCUAAGUGUAUGGCGUGUGACCACAGGUGAAUUAUUGGAUGUCAUUCCUGCACAUGAUGAUGUGAUCACGAGUCUGUGUACUACUAAAGAUGGACUGUACAUUGCCACUGCAUCUUUGCAUCACACUAUCAAGUUAUGGCGAGGUGAUACAUUAAAUUUUGAAGCUACUUUGGUUGGCCACACUGACAUAGUGGAAAGUGUAGUCGCAGCAGGUAUGUUUGUAAUGUAUGAGUAAAUAUUUUAGAUUUGAGGAAUCUUGCUUGAUACAGUAAAAACCCGUAUUGAAGAAACAAUCCUCACUUUUGUACUUUAACUGGACGAUAGAAAGCAUCUUCUAAGGGCAGGUGAAUGCAGGUAUACGCUUAAUAUAAUACUAUAUUGCAAAUUUAACAUAGUAUAGGAAUACUGUCAACAGCUCACUAAUUAAUUAAGG